UGAUACUCUCCAGUGAUCUUCAAAAGCGUACACAAAUCGUACGCUCGAUGCAGAAAUGUUUUUAGAAUUCUUUCUUGUUAUAACAAUUGUGUACGGCGGCUUGUGUUGCGAUACAGUUAAAAAUGGACCGAGCUUUGCCGUCGAUUAUGAAAACAACCAAUUUUUACUUGAUGGAAAACCGUUCAGGUAUGUUAGUGGUAGUUUCCACUAUUUUCGGGCUCCACGACAGUAUUGGAGAGAUAGAUUGCAAAAAAUGAGAGCUGCUGGAUUAAAUGCAGUCUCAACGUACGUUGAAUGGAGUCUACAUCAACCGGAACCUGACGUUUGGGUAUGGGACGGCGAUGCAGAUAUAAUUGAAUUCAUAAAAUUAGCACAAGAAGAAGAUCUUUUGGUAAUCUUGAGACCAGGUCCUUACAUUUGCGCAGAAAGAGAAUUUGGAGGUUUUCCCUACUGGCUUCUGAACCGCGUUCCUGACAUCAAAUUACGAACAAAUGAUUCAAGAUAUUUGCAAUAUGCCGAAGAAUACCUUAAUCAGUUAUUAAUUCGCGUAAAGCCUUUUCUAAGAGGAAAUGGAGGACCAGUUAUUAUGGUUCAGAUAGAAAACGAAUAUGGAAGUUUUUAUGCUUGUGAUAGUGACUACAAAAAUAAGUUGAAGGAUACUGUUAAAAAGCACGUUGGAAACAAAGCUCUUUUAUAUACAACGGAUGGUUCGUAUAGAGAAGCUCUUCGAUGUGGUCCAAUACCGGGGGUUUAUGCUACCGUCGACUUUGGAACGUCUGCAAAUGUUACAGAAAAUUUUGAGAUGAUGAGAGAAGUUGAACCAAAGGGACCUUUGGUGAACUCAGAAUUUUAUCCAGGUUGGUUAAGUCAUUGGGAAGAACCAUUUGAGAGAGUAGAAACGCCAAACAUCACCAAAGUUCUCGAUGAAAUGUUAUCGUUAGGGGCCUCUGUGAAUUUUUACAUGUUUUACGGUGGGACAAACUUUGCAUUUACUUCAGGCGCUAACAUAUUCGACAACUACGCUCCAGACCUUACAUCUUACGACUAUGAUGCACCUCUUACUGAAGCUGGAGAUCCAACUGAUAAAUACUUUGAAAUUAAAAAAAUAAUAUCAAAGUAUUUGCCCAUACCUAAACUACCCACUCCAGCCGUAUCCUUGAAGGGCGAAUACGGCUCAGUGACGUUGCGACCAGUACUCAAUUUAUUCGACAUGGCUUCUCGAAAUUUAUAUGGAACAAAACAAGUAAAAGUCAUGACCAACGAUCCACCAACAUUUGAAGCUCUUGGUUUGUCCAAUUGGCUAGUAUUAUACGAACUUGUAGUACCUGAAAGUCUACGCUCUGAAGAUAAAAUUCAAUUAAAUGCGUUUCCAAAAGAUCGAGCAUUGGUAUACGCAGAUGGAAAAUUUUGUGGUACUUUGAGUCGUUCUCACAGAGUUAAUAGUACAAUUUUAGAUACACCAAACGAAAUCAAGAUAUUAGUUGAAAAUCAAGGUCGAGUAAACUUUGGAAACAUAGAUGUCGAAGAUUUUAAGGGGCUAUUCAAUGUAUCGAUAAAUGACGCUAAAGUCGAAUACUGGAAUGUUACUGGUUUCCGUUUUGAUGAAAGUAUGGAAUCUUCGUUAGGUAAUAUGCAAUCGACUAUUGCUGAAACACGUACAUUAAUGAGUGGCCCACAAAUCCUAAUCGGUCAUUUCGAAAUUGACGGAGAACUUCGUGAUACAUAUUUGAAUACAGAAAAUUGGGGGAAAGGAAUUGCUUUUGUAAAUGGUCAUAAUCUGGGAAGAUAUUGGCCUUUGAUAGGGCCUCAAUUAACAUUAUAUGUUCCUGCCCCUUACUUGAAAAAAGGCAAAAAUUUGUUGGUGUUAGUCGAGUUGGAGUAUGUCCCUGAAAAUAGAAAGAUUAGUUUCCAAACUAUUCCAGUUUUGGAUUAUCCAGCCAAAAUCAUAACAACAUUAAAAUAGAUGUGAAGAAGUAUUAUGUUUCAAUAGAAUUAUUGUUCUCCAAAACCAUUAGUUUCUCAAAACUUUUCAAAUAGUAAGUUGUUGCGAUGUGAAUAAAUAUUUCACUGUUAUUUUCUUUGUUUUUGUUAAAAAGUGUGCAACGGUAUGUAUAAUACAAAUUAAUCUAAUCUAAUAUUUAUGAGGCUAUAUAUAUUUCAGAAAUAAAUGAGUAUGCAAAUUAUUCACUA
This is a messenger RNA of Trichogramma pretiosum, 2190 nucleotides long. RefSeq names its product beta-galactosidase-like. The coding region runs from base 56 to 1963 and encodes 635 amino acids. The record is from RefSeq and is a predicted model, not a curated record. Gene Ontology annotation, molecular function: beta-galactosidase activity. Gene Ontology annotation, biological process: carbohydrate metabolic process. NCBI's taxonomy places the organism in Eukaryota, Metazoa, Arthropoda, Insecta, Hymenoptera, Trichogrammatidae. Gene Ontology annotation, cellular component: vacuole. The transcript has 10 exons.